Miscanthus lutarioriparius is the source of this 903-nucleotide messenger RNA. Lineage: Eukaryota; Viridiplantae; Streptophyta; Magnoliopsida; Poales; Poaceae. The record is from the annotation of a GenBank genome assembly.
AUGGAGUCGCAUGCUGCGGCCGCCGUUGGGCGCCGGAGCGCGAUCCUCGGCGGCAGGGAGAAGGGGGCGCGGGCUGGGAGCCUGCGGGUCGGAGGACCUGCCGGUGCCGGAGCGAAGGCCAUGGCCAUGCGGACUCGAGGGACCAAGCCCGUCGCCCCGCUCUGGUGCGUUAAUUCAGCUGACGAGAGCAUGCACAGUUCACCUGACGAGGCCCUGCUAUUAAAGAGGAAAUCUGAAGAAGUUCUAUUCCACUUGAAUGGGCAGUGCAUUUACCUAGUUGGAAUGAUGGGCUCUGGAAAAAGCACGGUGGGGAAAAUCUUAGCUGAAGUUCUGGGUUAUUCAUUCUUUGAUAGUGAUAAGUUGGUAGAACAAGCAGUCGACAUGCCUUCUGUUGCUCAAAUAUUCAAGGAGCAUAGUGAAGCGUUUUUCAGAGUUAAUGAGAGUUGUGUCUUGAGGGAUUUGUCCUCAAUGAGGCGACUAGUUGUUGCAACUGGAGGUGGUGCUGUUAUUAGGCCAAUUAACUGGAAUUACAUGAAGAAAGGUCUAUCUGUUUGGUUGGAUGUACCUUUGGAUGCCCUUGCGAAGCGCAUUGCUCAAGUAGGGACUGCUUCUCGUCCUCUUUUAGACCAGCCAUGCGAUGAUCCAUACACAGCGGCUUUCUCAAAACUAAGUAUGCUUGCGGAGCAAAGAGGUGAUGCUUAUGCAAAUGCCGACACAAGGGUCUCUCUUGAAGAGAUUGCAGCUAAGCAGGGCCAUGGUGAUGUUUCUAUGCUAACACCGACCAAUAUCGCUAUUGAGGCGCUACUCAAGAUUGGGAGCUUCGUCACUGAAGAUCCCACAGCCAAUGACCAUGCUGGCAACUUACAAGCUGAUUCUCAGAGUCGCAGUAUAAAGGCCUUGUAG